CCCUAAUAAUUUUAAUUUUUACACGGAAUUACUAUUUGACUUAAUCCCCGCUUUGCCUUCCCCUCUUAUUAGUUUUCAUAUAUAUAUAUAUAUACCUCCCACUUGGCCUUCUUCGUCUGAGAAUUGGGAUCUCUCCCAACAAAAUAUUCUCCCUGCUCUGUCCUCCCUCUCUCUCUCUCUCUCUCUCUCUCUCUCUCUCUCCCUCUCUCCCUCUCUCUCUCUCUCUCUCUCUGUGGAGAAAAUGAGCAACAUAAGCAUGGUGGAGGCAAAUUUGCCACCAGGGUUCAGGUUCCAUCCAAGAGAUGAAGAGCUUGUGUGUGACUAUUUGAUGAAGAAGGUGACUCAGUCUGAUUCAACCCUUAUGAUUGAAGUUGACCUCAACAAGUGUGAGCCUUGGGAUAUUCCUGAAAGUGCUUGUGUGGGAGGAAAAGAAUGGUACUUCUACAGUCAGCGUGAUCGUAAAUAUGCAACAGGGCUUCGAACAAACCGUGCAACUGCAACGGGGUAUUGGAAGGCCACAGGAAAAGAUAGACCGAUCCUUCGCAAAGGAAGCCUUGUUGGGAUGAGAAAAACCUUGGUUUUCUACCAGGGUCGAGCUCCCAAAGGCAGAAAAUCCGAUUGGGUCAUGCAUGAGUUUCGGGUUGAAGGUCCCCUAGGUCCUCCUAAAAUCUCUUCGCUCAAGGAAGAUUGGGCUUUGUGCAGAGUGUUUCAUAAAAACCGAGAGAUAGCCGCCAAACCCAGCAUGGGAAUUAGCUGUUACGAUGACACAAGCACUUUAACUCUGCCUGCCUUGAUGGACUCCUACAUCAGUUUUGAUGGCCAAACUCAAUCUCGGACACAAACUCAGACUCAGCCCCAAGAGUCUGAGCAAGUGCCCUGCUUCUCCAUGUUCUCCCAGAACCAAAACCCAUUUUUCACGCACACUGACAUCACUAGUUCUCAACCAAACAUACCCACCAAGCACAAUAAUAACAAUGACACAACUACAUUUGGAGGGUUGCCAAAUAUGACCAAUUUUCUUGAUCCUUUUUCAUGUGACAAAAUUGUGCUAAAAACUGUUUUGAGUCACCUUACCAAGAUGGAAAGUACUACUUAUCCUACUUUGAAUGGCUCAUCACCAAGCUUUGGAGAAGGAAGUAGCUCAGAAAACUACCUAUCUGAUGUCGGUAUGCCCAACAAUAUUUGGAGCCACUACUGAUCUCAUCAUUUCAUGUAGAAUUCAAACAGAAAGAAGAAAAAAAGGAUAAGCGAUUGUUGUCAAAAAUUAAAAAUUAUAUAGAAAUUAAUAUAUGUACGUGCUUGUAUUUUCCUCCAUGCUAUAGUAAUUAAAUCUCGCAUCUGGUUAAGUAUA
Molecule: messenger RNA, 1351 nt
Organism: Pyrus x bretschneideri (Chinese white pear)
Lineage: Eukaryota; Viridiplantae; Streptophyta; Magnoliopsida; Rosales; Rosaceae
Product: NAC domain-containing protein 21/22
Exons: 3
Coding region: 242-1198 (318 amino acids)
Biological process (GO): regulation of DNA-templated transcription
Molecular function (GO): DNA binding
Source: RefSeq, a predicted model, not a curated record